AUGAUAAAUAUAUCAAGUCAGGAGUCAAAUGAUAGACAAGCAUUAUAUGAUUAUAUGAGUUUAUUGGCCACACAAAAACCUCCACAAUCCUUCCGAGAAAUGAAUUUUGAAGAAAUCGAAGAGCAGGACGGGACUCGCUUCUCCUGGAAUGUUUUUCCAGCUUCUCGCUUGGAUGCUACAAGAACAGUGGUUCCAAUAUCAUGUCUUUAUACUCCACUCAAAGAAAGAGAGGACCUGCCACCAAUCUUUUAUGAACCUGUAACUUGUAAGGCUCCUUGUCGUGCAAUUUUGAACCCUUACUGUCAAAUUGAUGUUCGCGGGAAACUCUGGAUCUGCCCUUUUUGCCUUCAAAGGAAUGCUUUCCCUCCUCAUUAUAAAGAUAUCUCCAACACUAAUCUUCCUGCCGAAUUGCUACCUAAAUUUACUACAAUCGAAUACACUCUUGCUCGUGCUGCUCAAGUGCCUCCAAUUUUUUUGUUCGUGGUAGAUACUUGCUUAGAAGAUGAUGAUUUGAAAGCAUUGAAAGAUUCUCUAGUCGUUAGUUUGAGUUUACUUCCGUCCAGUGCAUUAGUUGGCUUGAUCACGUAUGGCACUAUGGCACAAGUUCAUGAACUUGGAAUUGGGAUACGUCAAUCAUUGCAAAGACCAGGUCCAUCAGGCGUUCCUCAAAGUGCUAGCCGGUUUCUUUUGCCGGUUGAGCAAUGUGAUUUCCAGUUAACAUCUAUUUUAGAGCAACUCCAACGUGACCCUUGGCCAGUUGCUAACGAUAAACGUUCGCAAAGAUGUACCGGCGUGGCAAUGAGUGUGGCAAUUGGUUUAAUGGAGACCACAUUUUCGGGUACGGGGGCACGUAUUAUGCUGUUCUGUGGCGGUGCUGCUACAGAAGGUCCUGGCAUGGUUUUUUAUGAUGCUUUGGCAAAACGUGCAUCAACAAACGGGCAUAUUGUUGACAUCUUUGCUGGAUGCCUCGAUCAGGUUGGAUUGCUUGAGAUGAAAUCAAUGGUGAAUUCUACCGGAGGUUUUAUGAUCCUAUCAGAUUCUUUCACAACAGCUAUCUUCAAGCAGAGUUUCCAAAGAGUCUUCAAUAAAGAUACUCAAGGCAACUUACAAAUGGGAUUCAAUGCAACUUUGGAUGUACAAACUACACGAGAAAUGCGAGUAUGUGGUUUAAUUGGUCAUGCUAUUUCUGCAAAUAAAAAGAGUGCAUCAGUCGCCGAGACAGAGAUCGGUAUUGCCAAUACAUCGGCGUGGAAGAUGUGCGGAAUAACUCCAAAGACAACAGCGGCGGUGUAUUUUGAAGUGGUUAAUCAACAUGGACAACCUCUUCAACCUGGUUCACGUGGGUUGAUUCAAUUUUUGACUCAUUACCAACAUUCCAGUGGACAAUUCCGUUUGCGUGUUACAACAGUUGCCAGGAACUUUGCUGAAGGAAAUAGUCCGCAAAUUGCUCAAUCCUUUGAUCAAGAAGCUGCUGCUGUUCUUAUGGCACGUAUUGCAGUAUUCAAGGCAGAAAUUGACGAUGGCCCGGACGUAUUAAGAUGGUUGGAUCGUAUGUUAAUUCGUCUGUGUCAGAAAUUUGCCGAUUAUAGAAAGGAUGAUCCUUCAUCGUUUCGUCUUGCAGAAAACUUUUCUAUAUAUCCACAAUUCAUGUUUCACCUUAGGAGAAGUCAAUUUUUGCAAGUUUUCAAUAAUAGUCCUGACGAAACGGCAUUUUAUCGCCACGUUUUGAAUCGAGAAGAUGUGAACAAUUCACUUAUUAUGAUUCAGCCCACACUUAUGUCUUAUGGUUUCGAUCAACCACCACAACCAGUACUCUUGGAUUCAAUUUCUAUAAAACCCGACGUCAUCUUACUACUUGAUACAUUUUUCCAUAUUCUUAUUUUCCAUGGGGAGACAAUUGCUCAAUGGAGGAAGGCGGGAUAUCAGGAUCAAGAAGGUUAUGAAAAUUUCAAAGAGUUAUUAGAAUUACCAAAGAAUGAUUCAGAGGAACUUUUGGCGGAUCGGUUCCCUAUUCCUCGUUACAUUGUUUGUGACCAACAUGGUUCUCAAGCACGUUUCUUACUUUCCAAAUUAAAUCCUUCCACUACACACGUUUCUGGAGGAAUGUAUGGAGCUCCGCAAGGACAAGCUAUCUUUACUGAUGACGUUAGCCUGCAGGUGUUUAUGGAACAUUUGAAGAAUAAAGAACACACAAUGGCUAUCGCUCCAAUUACUGGUAAAAUUCGCAAAGUACUUAUUACCGAUGUCGUCGUUUCAUUUGCACUUGGCAUUGGUGGUGGGUAUGCUUAUUGGUAUGGAAUUCAUGUUCCUACGAUUCAACAAAGAGAUGCUUUUUAUGCUAAACUUGCAAGGGAGAAACAACAAAAAUGA
This is a messenger RNA of Funneliformis mosseae, 2370 nucleotides long. The record is from the annotation of a GenBank genome assembly. NCBI's taxonomy places the organism in Eukaryota, Fungi, Glomeromycota, Glomeromycetes, Glomerales, Glomeraceae.